Molecule: messenger RNA, 2161 nt
Organism: Grus americana (Whooping crane)
Lineage: Eukaryota; Metazoa; Chordata; Aves; Gruiformes; Gruidae
Gene: KCNE3
Product: potassium voltage-gated channel subfamily E regulatory subunit 3
Exons: 2
Coding region: 218-535 (105 amino acids)
Biological process (GO): regulation of ventricular cardiac muscle cell membrane repolarization; regulation of heart rate by cardiac conduction; membrane repolarization during action potential
Cellular component (GO): membrane
Molecular function (GO): transmembrane transporter binding; potassium channel regulator activity; delayed rectifier potassium channel activity
Source: RefSeq, a predicted model, not a curated record
UGAGGGGACUGUGGCAGGACCCACAGGGUUGGGGACAGGCUGGUGGCCCGUGUCGGGGCUGGGUGGCUUUGGCAGGUGGCUCUGCCCCGGGAAGGGGAGGAGGCUGGCGGCACUCCCAGCCCGGCCGGCAUCCCUCGCCGCCUCCCCGCGAUGCUCCAGUCCCGGCUCAGCCUGGCAGCAGCACAGGCAGGGAGGGCACCCCGGGCUGGGCGAGGACAUGGAGGAGGACAACCAGACAGAGACCUGGCACCAAAGCUUCCAGGCGGUGCUUAAUGCCUUGAACCAGACGCUACACGGGGUCAUCCUCUGCCCCAUUGAUCGCCCUGCUGCCACUGCCGUCACCACCCGCAACGCCAGCACCCGCGCUGGCCGUUCUGGCCGCAACGACAACGCCUACAUGUACAUCCUCUUCGUCAUGACGCUCUUUGCCGCCACGGUGGGGAGUCUCAUCCUGGGCUACACCCGCUCCCGCAAAGUGGACAAGCGCAGCGACCCGUACCACGUCUACAUCAAGAACAGGGUGUCCAUGAUCUGAGCCCAGCCCCGAUGCCUCGCCCCCUGCGAGCCGGUGGGUUUGGGGUCACGACGCUGCUGCGCAUCCUGCUGCUUGCGGGAUGGGGCGGCGCUGCUGGUCAGCCUGGCCCCAAAGGUGCUGGGAACCCCCCCGGGUGCCCCUGUGGGGGUGCUCAGCCCCGGUGUGAGCAGCACGGGGACCUCCUGGCUGGGCUACAGCUCCCAUCUGGUAGGAGCUGGCAGGGUGCGAUCCGCGGGCAGGUCCUGGUCCCACAAACCCACCUUGGCUGAGCCCCGGGGGGACGGGGAUGGCAGAGGCAGCUCCUUUCCCACCGUGGCCUGCCGAGGCUGGCACGGGCCUUCAAGGAGGAAAAUUCACCAUUUCCCUGCUCGGACCGGCCAGCGUUGACCUCCGUGGGCUCCCAUCAGCUUCGUGACACGGGCUAGCAGGCUUUUCUGGUGCUAAAACCCUGUAAUUUUUGAGCUGGGCUGGGCCCCGCUUUUCCAGCGGGGAAUUAAAGGAGGUGGCAGUUUCCAGUGGGGUCACGUUUGCUUCUUCUCCGAGCAAAGUCGGUGUUGGGGGUGAUCCGUGGGGUACAUCUCCGUGCCGGUGUCCUGCCCUGGCUGCUGGAGCCCAGGGGAUGCUGUAAGGGCUAAACCUGCUCCCUGUGUGCUGCCGACGGGGCAUCAAGGGCAACCCCACGCUGGCAUUGCAGCCCCCAGCACCGCAGCCCUUGUGAUGGGGCGAAUCCCCCACAAUGGAGCAAUUCCCCACCGGCAUCACGAGCUCCGUCCCAGGACACGAGAUGCUUUCUCCUUGCGGCUGGCCCAGGAGCAUCGCUCGAGCCACGGGCACCCGCUGCGAGCAUGGCCCGAGCCUGGCCAGAGGCAUCCGGCUCCACGUGUCCCCGAAGGUCUCUCCGGGCUCCGGACGGUGAUGCCGAAGUUUUUCCUGCUUCCUUCCUGCUGUCGGCUGUAGCUUUGGCCUUUUGUACCGCAGGUCCCAAAUGUGUUUUCCACGGGGCGAGGGCGCAGCGGCGGACGGGAAGGGGAUGUUCUCGGGUCCUGCUGGGCUCCUUGGCUUCAGCUCUGCUAUUAAGCUGGCUGGGUUUGGGACUGGCCCGUGAAGUGGCCGGUGUCCAGGACAGUAAACGUCCCCAUCCUUCAAAACAGGCUGUGGGGCAGCGCCGGUGACCCAGUCCUUCGCACGUCUUAACCUGUUAAUAAUGUCAUAAUUAAUGUCUUAAAUUGCAGCUAGAUUAGCUGUCCCAUAGGGGCCUUUCCGCCUGCAUUCAAAGGUUAAACACGGCUGCAAUGCCCGAGCCCAAACAGUGACACCAAACCCUAAUCCAAAAAAUAAUACUGGAUGUGAGCGUGUUUGGGGUAGGGCUGGAAACCUUGGCGCCGGGACGGCAGCAAUUCAGCCACCAAUUCCUGAUUUCCCAUGCCCUUGGCUUGGGCACAAAAGCCCAGGCAGGGGGUUUGGGGAGCCCUCGGGGGGCUGCCCGCUUUGGGGCUGAGCCCACUGUGAGUUCUGAGCCGGGCACGUGGUGCCGGUGGGGCUUUCCAGGGGCGUGGGGGCAAACGACACCAUCGUCCCCCAGCACCCGGCCCAAGCGGGAAGUAGCUGGAGAAGUUUCACCGUGUU